AUGGUGUUGAACAAUGAUAAUAGCACAAGGAACAAUGCUAUUAGAGCUGUUGAUGCUCAGAGCACUGCAAGAAUUGUGCCUGGUACUUGUAAGAAGGAAAUGUAUGAUUUUAGUCUUCAUGAAUUAUGGUAUAGACGUGAUGCUAUUGCGCUAGCUUGGAUUAUGAACACAGUAUCUAAGGAUUUAGUCAGUACUGUACUCUAUGCUUCUAAUGCUCACAAAGUUUGGGAGGACCUUAGGGAAAGGUUUAACAAAGUGAAUGCAUCUAGGGAUUUUUAUCUUCACGAGGAAAUAGCUACCUUAACUCAAGGAGUUAAUUUUAUAUCUGUAUAUUUUUCAAAGUUGAAGGCACUGAGAGAUGAGUCUGAAGCACUAGUGCCUCCUCCUUCUUGUGCUUGUCCUGAAUCAAAACAACAUGCUGAAAAUUUUCACCAACAGAAACUGUGGCAAUUUCUGAUGGGACUAAAUAAGUCAUAUGCUCAAGCUAGGAGCCAAAUUUUGAUGAUUGAACCAACACCUACUAUUACUCAAGCCUAUGCUAUGAUCUUAAAUGCAGAGAGUCAAAGAAUGCACCAAAAUGGAGCAAGUUCUAGUGGUCCCACUAGCAGUAGUGAUCUAACUGCAUUACUAAGCAACAAAAUGCAACAUAAAGGAUUUAGGCCUAGAAAUUAA
Molecule: messenger RNA, 672 nt
Organism: Lycium barbarum (goji berry)
Lineage: Eukaryota; Viridiplantae; Streptophyta; Magnoliopsida; Solanales; Solanaceae
Exons: 2
Coding region: 1-672 (223 amino acids)
Source: RefSeq, a predicted model, not a curated record